ACUAACUACAGACAAGUUCGAAUGAUAAGCGGUAGUGGUUACGACGGAAUAAAUGAACGGAAGGAACAAAAAGGAGGGUAAACACACGACGUAUAGUACUAAUGAAAGGGCGAGGAAUGAGAAAAAUGGCGGGAAAAGUUGCAAGUAAAGCGCACGCAACAGUGCGCAUGUCUGCGCAGAAACUCGUCGAUAUUGCAACCCAUCCGUGAUGGUCGUGCCAACCGCAGUUUUAGACAGUGCUCUCUAAUAAUAUAGAGAUGUGUACGUUAGGGACUACUCGCGUUAUUUCCACAAUAAUUCUUUAAAAACCUGAGAACUGUUUAUUGUCAUAUGAUGGUUCAAAUAGAAACGCGAUACACCUGCUCGUUUCCUCUCCCUGUAGUAUAAUCUUGAUAUUAUCCUCGUAGCAACAACGUACGUAUUUUCUAUAUAUACACAUAUAUACAUACAUACCUUUUGUAUAAAUUUAUUAUGUGACUGCCUUUCUAUCAAUAAAGAGUGAUACAGUUUUUCGUCUGCGCAAUACUAAUCCACUACAUACUAUGCUUCACGGUGUCAGCUGUUAAAAUCGAAGAAAAUACAUGUUGAUUAUUUUUACAGGAAUAAUUUAAUUUGUGCCUUUACUGAAUAACGCGAACAACAAAAUAUUAAUACUAUUUUAUAUUAUGUGUUUGUGUAGAUAUUUCUUCGUCAUGUUUUAUUCUAUUCAGUUGUGUUCAAUGAUAACACGCUCCUAUGUUUGAUAAUUUAAUUAUAAAAAUAUAAAUAUAUAUUAUAUACGUUUAUUAAAGUUUCCAUUUCAGAUUUCACUUUUUUUGUACAGUGUUGUUUUAUUAUGUUAUACCUGUGACACAAAGUGUGAGAAUUCUGAGACUGAAUUCUUGAGACUAUAACUUAAGACUAAAGUUCAUCAGUUACUUUGAAAUUCAUCGGUGCCGCGUUGUUAGCAUUUUAUACUUUUUAGUCACGUGGGACGAUCGCGGGACGUGCCGACAGCGCCAAGCGUAUUUGGCGGGACCGCGCUUAGACGGCGUCGUCUGUGCUUCUGGCAAGUCUGUCGUGUAGUGAACCACAAAGGCUCUUGUCCGAUAAUGGCUGGCGGAAAGGCGGGCAAGGACUCGGGUAAAGCGAAGGCGAAGGCGGUCUCUCGUUCGGCGAGGGCCGGCUUGCAGUUUCCGGUUGGUAGAAUUCACAGGCAUUUGAAAAACAGAACCACAAGUCAUGGUCGAGUCGGUGCUACAGCAGCGGUAUACAGUGCAGCUAUCUUGGAAUACCUCACUGCUGAGGUUCUCGAAUUGGCAGGAAAUGCAUCAAAAGAUUUGAAGGUCAAACGUAUUACACCAAGACAUCUUCAACUUGCUAUUCGUGGUGAUGAAGAAUUAGAUAGUCUCAUUAAAGCAACUAUCGCUGGAGGAGGUGUUAUACCACAUAUCCACAAAUCAUUGAUUGGAAAGAAGGGUUCGCAAAAGCCAGCAUAAUUUAGUGAUUCAGUUAAGAACAUGUGAGAAGCUAUGUAGACAAAACAGAUGCGAGCAGAGUGAUUGUUGAUAAAGUGUACCUAUGUUACGAAAUUGAUGGCGAGAGACUGGCGUGAUUUAUAUAUAUAUAUAUAUAUAUAUAUAAAUAUAUAUAGAUCUAUAAAUAAAACAAAUAUUGAUAUAAUUUAAUAUAGGUAACAAGAGUUAAAAAAAAGACAAAUUUUCACCACAUAAUUGGCAUUUAGAGUCGGAAAAGUUCAUAAUAUAGUCUGAAAAUUUUAGUGUACGUUACACUGCAAUUACUUGACAAGCGAUGCGUUGUAGCAUGGUUUGCUCAAAACUGCAGAAGUCUUUGAUACUGUAUGCGGAUUGUAAACUAAACGUUUUGAAAGUUGGAGUAUUUAAGGACUUGGAUGUGUCGUAAAGUUUGUAAUUUUAAAAGAAGAUUGUUCUUUUGAUUUCUUAUUUUGUGCAUGGUGUUUAACUUUGUCUCUUUUUUAAACUAUUACGUGCAACUAAUGUUGUUUUCUUAAAAUUAGCUAUUAAAUAGCAUAACAGUAAUUCGAUAAAAAUGUAUAAUAUGAGCGAGUAUUAAUAGGUAUUUCAUAAAUUUUUUCACUUUCAAUUUUUGAAAUUUUUAAUCCAUUUAUAUUUAACUGUUUAAUACCUUACGAUUAUAGUUACAAGUAAAAGUAGUUACGUACUCAUUCUUGUUAUUAAAUACUCUUAACUAUCUCAUAGCAGUAAACAGUGUGCAUAAAUACCUCUAGAUUAAAUUUUUAAUUUUGGACACUUUAUAUUCUAAAAUUUGUGUUGCCGAAUAUCUUUGCUUAAAUUUUUGAAGUUUUCAGUCUCUGUAACAUUAGUAUAUAAGAUUACAUGAGAAAUCAUUCUGCUGACUUUGUUUCUAUUCUGUUAAUUUUAUGAAACGCAAUAAGUUGUAAUUUGUAACGUGCUGUAAUUUAUGUCCAUGAUUAUGAGACUGGAAUCUUUGAAAUCUAUAAGGCUUUUACUCGUGUGAAGGUCAAAGAAAAAGUAUUUCGGCAUUGCAAAGCCUUUGAUGUAAUAUAUAAUCUUUAUUCCAGUAGUGUUCAAUUAAUGUAAAAUCCAUAGUAGAAAUAUCGAAACAAUUUGAAAUAAAAUAGUGUACGUUUUUAGUUCUAACAACUAUCGAUUUCUAUUUUGGUUCUGUUCACAUCACUUUCCAUUUUAUUCAUAAAACUACUGUUACUUGUGUCAUUUAGUGUAAUUUUCGCUGUAUUAAAUACCAGCCACAUGUAAAAUGUUCAUUUUCAUAAUAAAGAGCAAUUUUACUAUUA
Bombus terrestris (buff-tailed bumblebee) is the source of this 2797-nucleotide messenger RNA. RefSeq names its product histone H2A.V (gene His2Av). The record is from RefSeq and is a predicted model, not a curated record. Gene Ontology annotation, molecular function: protein heterodimerization activity; structural constituent of chromatin; DNA binding. Lineage: Eukaryota; Metazoa; Arthropoda; Insecta; Hymenoptera; Apidae. The transcript has 6 exons. Gene Ontology annotation, cellular component: nucleosome. The coding region runs from base 1092 to 1478 and encodes 128 amino acids.